Molecule: messenger RNA, 1028 nt
Organism: Rhopilema esculentum
Lineage: Eukaryota; Metazoa; Cnidaria; Scyphozoa; Rhizostomeae; Rhizostomatidae
Cellular component (GO): myosin II complex
Molecular function (GO): calcium ion binding
Source: RefSeq, a predicted model, not a curated record
GCCAAUGAGGUUCAUUUGACAAAGCCACACGUCUAGUUUUGUUAUUGUCAGCUGUUAGCACGCGGUUUUCUACAAGGAUUGCAGCAAGGCAUUUGCGCAAAUUGAUUGAUUCCUUCAGAGGUUAAGCAGAGAGAACUGGAAAUUUUCAUCUGGAAAUAAACAGUUAUAAAAAUGAGUGUUCCUCAGCUUACAGAUGAUCAGAUUGCAGAAUUCAAAGAGGCCUUUUCACUGUUUGAUAAAGAUGGCGAUGGAUGCAUAACAACAAAGGAGCUUGGCACUGUAAUGCGAAAUCUUGGGCAAAACCCAACUGAGUCUGAACUGCAAGAUAUGAUCAAUGAAGUAGAUGCCGAUGGCAACGGUGAGAUUGACUUCCCUGAAUUUUUAAACAUGAUGGCACGGAAAAUGAAAGAAACAGAUUCGGAGGAAGAAAUUCGUGAAGCAUUUCGGGUGUUUGACCGCGAUGGCAACGGAUACAUCAGUGCAUCGGAACUGCGACACGUUAUGACGAAUCUUGGGGAGAAGCUAACUGAUGACGAGGUUGAUGAGAUGAUAAGAGAGGCUGAUAUUGAUGGAGAUGGACAAGUCAACUAUGAAGAGUUCGUAAAAAUGAUGUCAAUGCGAUGAAAGGAUGGUUAUCAAUAGAAUGGUUUAUAAAUAUUUUAAUGCAAACAUUAAUAAUUGUUUUGUUUUAAUUGCUUACCAUCUACGUGUUGAUUUCUUUUAAGUGUUUCUAAAGGUAUCAUAAACAAAUCUUAUCAUUACCAAACUUGGUUUAUUCCUUUACGACAUAUCUCAAAAUUUAUAAAUAUAAUUUUCUGUAACUUUGUAAGCAGUAUAUCUUCAAAAUUAAGUUUUUAAAUCCAAUUUUCUUUGCUGCACUGAUUAUUAAUUUAUUGUAAGUAUCUGAGUAGAAAAAUAAACGAGUACAAAGUCAGCUUUUUGUUUCAGAAUUCUUUUUGGUUUUGAUAAAAAGAAAAAAAUUCUGGUUCUCUUUGCUACAUAUGUACUGGCUAUUGUGACGUAUUAUG